GUUUAUCAAAACGGUAAUGUUUACAUAUUCAAAAGUAUUUUUCAAAGUUGUUUUACAAUGCCCCACGUCCAAAUUAACACUUAAUCCAAGUCAAAUUUAAGAUGAUGCCCCAUUUUCUCAGUGCGUGAAAAGAGAGGACCCAAGACGCUUGUGCAAACAACAAUAACAGACAUGGGAAACGGAAUGAACAAGAUCCUUCCUGGCCUGUACGUGGGCAACUUCCAUGAUUCAAAAGAUGUUGAACAGCUGAACGCCAACAACAUUACUCACAUCCUUGCCAUCCAUGAUACAGCUAAGGCACUGCUUCAGGACAGGGAAUAUCUGUGUAUCCUGGCCAGCGAUAAUUCCGAGCAGAAUCUGACUCAAUUCUUCCCCCAGUGUAUAGAUUUCAUACACAGUGCCAGACUGGGUGGUGGGUCUGUGCUGGUUCACUGUCUGGCAGGUAUUUCCCGCAGUGUGACAGUAACGUCGGCUUACAUCAUGACAGUGACAAAACUAGGCUGGAAGGAUGCCUUAAAUGCAGUGCGAGGAGCUCGUAAUGUUGCCAGACCCAACUUUGGCUUCCAGCACCAACUGCAGAUGUUUGAAGUGGAUGGCUUACAAGAUGAACGUAAACGAGUGAAAGAAAAGUUCCCUGUCAACUCCCUGAAUGAUGAACAAAGCUGUAAGGAGCUUCUAGAAGGCUACAGGAAGUUUGUGCUGCAUGGAGCUACAGUGGAUAACGAGCUGUACAACUUGCCACCAAAUGCCUACAAGGACAGGCCACGCUCAAAUCGAGACAAGAACCGAGAUGACAAAACGGAUUCUUCGGGCACUUCAUCAUGAUGAAGCUGUGAAGAGCUUCAAGAAGGCUAGCAUUACCAUUAUUCGGAUUCAUCAGACAUGCAUGAUAAUGUUACAUAGAUCUAUAUUACCACUACUGUGCUCGAAAUUGAGGAAAAGUCAAAUAGUCCUUGCAUAACCCUGAUGUUAAACUCAAAGAUUGAGGGUUCCCAUAUCAGAAAACCUCAAGGCCCCUUGAAGCCCUUUAUUAUUAAUGUUGUAAUCCCAUGACUAGAGAGUGUCACAUUCAGAUAAAGGGAGACAACCAGGAUAGGCAUGUGCAAGUACAGUUUCCUUACAUGGUAGGUUGUCUCCCUUGGGUUCCCCAUAUUUUGUCACCUGUUGAACUAGCUUGAUGGGGAUCUGCCACAAUAGAAAUAUGUUGGUUGUAGGUAUUAGGGCUUAGGUGGGUCGGAGUUACUCUCCUGGUGCCAGUGCUUCUAUUACUGGCCCUGAAGACCUCUUUAGAAUGUGUUUCAGUGUUGUCAAUCAGUAAAGUCACAACUAGAUGAAGUGGUGUGGAAUUAGCAGUAUUCUACACAAGCUUGUUGAAAAGAGAUUCAAAUAUCGUACAAAUGUUGUUGGUGAAAUAGAAGAUGUGUCACAAUUAGAAUACCUGGUGUUAACAUUUUAUUUAGCAUGCUGCAUUAAACAUUGGUUUAUGAGGUCUGGGUGGCCCAAGAGUUAUAUGCAGGGUUGUAACCUUUGAUCCUGGGUUUGAAUUUCAGAGCAUCCUGAUUAUGGUUCUAGGAUUGUCAGCACCAUACCCAUACCCAUGCUUGUGGGUUUCACUUAAUUGGUAUUAAAGUGUUUGAAAUAAUGAUAAAAUCCAACAAGACAAUCGCAGGUGACCCAUAAGUGUUGUCUGCCCAUCUUCAAAGUUACCUGCCCGUAUUCAGGCAUCAUAACUAUUGAAAAAUCGCAAACACUAAGAGACAAAUCAUGUCUUGAUUCUGUUGAAAUAAUGCAAACAAUUACUUGAGAAUCUACAAGGAGUUAUGAUAAAACUGAAUAUGUAAGUAGUCUUAAAAUUAUCUGCCAGAGAGUCAGGCAGUUUGAGGAAAAUUUCAUGCAGCCCGACAGAAAACUUACAAUCCAUGGGCAGGCAGACACGGAAUUGGUAAACAUCUUAGACCUUCAUUUCUUUAGAUUAUCUCCCACAUCAAGCUGACAUUCUGUAAUAUACCUGAAAUACUGUUAAAAGAAACAUUAAACCAAUUCACACACUUGACUACUGGGCCAACUUGAACAAAGCGCACUCAGCACUAAGAUGAUCGUAACUCCCAUACUUUAACAUAGGCUUACAAUAGUCUUAGCGCUAAGAUCACUUUGUGCAUGUGGGCCCAGGUUGUGAUCAUCAUGAACAUAGUCCCAUUUGUCUGAAACCAUUAUGUAUGUGAUAUUGUGGAAUAUUGCUAAAAGCAGUGCAAGAGCCAACACACUUUCUCAAUUACUGUACCCCCUUGUACAGGGGGUAGCCUUAUACGUUGGGUCGCUUUAUAGACGGCGAUAUACGGUAUGUGUCCUGGGUGUUAUAUCAUGUGCUUCCUGAUGUCAUUGUGAGGCAUCCAUUGAGCUGGACCAGCAUUAGAAAGUAAAUCUAACAUAUGUCUAACCCAAGACUAGUUGUACUUCCAAAUGGCUAGUGCAUCCAUCCACUGCUGGCUUGACUUUUGCCUGAUUUUUGAAAGUUUCCCUAUAGGGUCAUCUAUGACUCACUACUCACUAUUUGUGAGUUUUCCUGAAAUUGCAUGACAGAUUUAUUAAAUAUGUUAUCAUGGUUAUUACAUUUAUAAUAAUAUAAUUAAAUUUUUGUUGUGUUCAUUGAAAUUCCUGUCUUCUGAUUAGCUGAAUUGGUCACGUGUUAUUGCAUUGAUUUCCCAAUGACUGUA
This is a messenger RNA of Haliotis rufescens (red abalone), 2714 nucleotides long. Its product is annotated as dual specificity protein phosphatase 22-B-like. The coding region runs from base 172 to 825 and encodes 217 amino acids. Gene Ontology annotation, cellular component: cytosol. Gene Ontology annotation, biological process: protein dephosphorylation. The transcript is spliced from 5 exons. Lineage: Eukaryota; Metazoa; Mollusca; Gastropoda; Lepetellida; Haliotidae. Gene Ontology annotation, molecular function: protein tyrosine/serine/threonine phosphatase activity. The record is from RefSeq and is a predicted model, not a curated record.